This is a messenger RNA of Scomber scombrus (Atlantic mackerel), 1532 nucleotides long. Its product is annotated as transmembrane protein 106B-like. The coding region runs from base 239 to 994 and encodes 251 amino acids. The transcript has 9 exons. The record is from RefSeq and is a predicted model, not a curated record. NCBI's taxonomy places the organism in Eukaryota, Metazoa, Chordata, Actinopteri, Scombriformes, Scombridae.
GCUGUCGGAUUCAGAAUAGCGUCUCACCCUCACGGGACCGAACAGGACUGUGUUGACUCCCGGCAGGACUAAAAAUGAAGACAAUGCUAACGUCUUAAUCUAAACGCUCUUCAAACAGCCUAUCAGUGUGUGAAGCCAGUGUGCACCUGCAACAUUCACUACAGCCACACACAGUCACUGUUACAAUGGAGACGGUUCAUAUUUAGAAACUAGUGUCCUCCUUCCUCUUUCUUUCACUAUGGGCACUGCUCCCAGCAGGUGUGUCGGUGGCAUUGACAGUGGGAGUGGCCAGGCGGAGGACGGUCGGCCUAUCGUAGAGAAGGAUGACACCAAGAGGCGGAGCUCCGGCAGGAGACACAGUUCAGGAGAGACGGUGCACUGUCCCACCUGCCAGGGGACUGGACGUAUACCCAGAGGUGAGGAGAGUAAGCUGGUGGCUGUGAUCCCCUGCACUGAUCAGAGGCUGAAACCCAGACACACGAAGUCGUACGUCGCUGUGUCUGUCGCCGUGUGCCUAUUGGUCAGCUCCCUGGUGUUGUUCUUCCUGUUCCCCCGCUCCAUCCUUCUGUCUCCCGUGGCGGUCCAGUCAUCCUUCGUUUACUUCACUGAAGACGGCAUCUUAAUAAACAUCACGAAUGUCUUGAACAUCACCAACAACAACUUUGGAGGGAUGCAGGCCUACAACCUGAGCGUGCAGGCCCUCAACUUUGACACAGUGGUGGGAUCCGUCUCCAUCAAGAACGUCACAUACGUCAAACCUCUGUCAAUCAAAAUGUACUCCUUUGUGAUUCCCGUCAAGGUGACAGAUUCUGAGCUGAGUGAUUACUGUAAGAAGGAGUCAUUGCCUGUCCACAUUCUGUACCUUCACCUACAGAUGUCCAUGACAGUUUACUACCUGGCCCACUAUGAGCAGCUCUCUCUGGACACAUACGAGUACAUCGACUGUGGAGCAAACAGCACCAUACCACACAGUGUGCUACCUCCACCUCCCUGAUGGAUGGAUGGAUGGAUGGAGGAACAGAUGAACAGAGACACUGUUUAUGAAGUGGAAUAGUUGGAGGUGUAAUGUGUUUUUUUGUUUUCUUUUUCAUGAACUGUGUUGCCAAAAUGUUGGAUAAAACCUGGUGAUACCUAUGAAGGUUUCUAUUAAUGUUCCUCCUGGAUUAAUGGAUGGAUGGAUAAGGAGGCAGUCACUUCCACCUUCCUGUGUCUGAAGGAAGAAAGUGUAGAUAUCACUCUCAUCCUCUCCACCUUGAUGGUUGUCCAACAGAUCACGUUGGACACUGUCCAGUAGAUGUUGAGAAGGAGCCAGCACCUUGUUGUAAACAGUGAAGAUACACUGACAGUCUUAACGCUGGUGCAGUGAUGCUACCUGUAUCAGUGAGGACCUGAUUAUACUCUGAUUUAAGAUCACAUGAUGUUACAAAAAGUCCAGGCAGUCAUUUGACCAUGUUCUGAUAUUUUGUGUUGGUGUAGAUUUUGACCACUGUGUAAAAAAUACUGUUCAAUACAUUCAAAUGCAUCUAAUUUUA